Messenger RNA from Cryptosporidium muris RN66, 1614 nucleotides. RefSeq lists its product as uncharacterized. Gene Ontology annotation, molecular function: protein binding. Bases 1 to 1614 code for a protein of 537 amino acids. NCBI's taxonomy places the organism in Eukaryota, Apicomplexa, Conoidasida, Eucoccidiorida, Cryptosporidiidae. The record is from RefSeq and is a predicted model, not a curated record. The transcript has a single exon.
AUGAAGAACAAGAGCUAUCAAAUGAAGGACUCAAUUGCCUUCCAUAAAAGAUUGAAAUUUGACCCAUAUAAGACAAAUGAGACAGUUUAUAAUGUAAUUAAUACCGGUAUAAAGAUUAAUAACUCAGAAGGUCAUAUACCAAUCCUUUUAUCUUUAGAACCACAGUGGAGUAUUGAUGAUUUAUCUAACAAAAAGUCAAAACAAUCUUAUACAGACAUUAACUUCAAUAUUCAUGUGAGUAUUACGUGCAAUACUAACGAUAAUGAAGAAUCAAGGUUUAAACAUUUAGAAGAUUUAUAUGAACAAGAUAACGAUGGUAUAAAUUUGAGCUUUGAAUCAGCCAGUGACUUCAAAUCAAGCAAAACGGAUGGAAUAUCCUUACUUUCAACUUCUACUUCUUUAUCCCCUAUAUCUUUACAAUUAUCAUGCCCUGAUAAAAGUAUGUGUAGGAUUAUAGAGGACUCAUUAGAUGAUGGGUGUAAAGACUUGAAUAUGAUAGUAGAUAAACAAAAUUUUGAAAAUACCGAACUCAUUAGAAAAAAAGAGUUGAUGAAAAGUAAUCUACGUAGGCAGUUAUUGAGUAACCCAUACUAUGAUAUUUGUAAAAAUCCAGAGUGGCCAUUUGUAAAGAAGAGAAGUAGAGUUAUUUCUAGGAGUUCGAAAGGUUCAGAUUUGUCAUACAAAAAAGAUUAUACUCAAUGUAUUAAAUCUUCAGGACAAAAAACUACUAUAGAGGGGAGUAAGACUGUAAAGGGACGCUCAAGGCAAUGGCUUGAGUCAUUAGCAACUUUAUUUGAUGGUAUAUAUACACAAAGAAGUAGUUUAGGACGAAGCGCAGGCCUGGGACUUUUUUCCGAUCGACAUUUUAAUAGGAAUGAAAUUAUAACAGAAUUUGUUGGAUGGGUAAUAGAUAGAAAUGAAGCUCUUAGAUUAAGAUCUGAACGGAAGGCUAGCCAUAUUUGUGAUUUAAUUAAACCUAGUCUAUAUCUUGAUGGUGAAAAAGACCCAAAACCCUUCAUAGGAGGUGGCUCGUUUGCAAAUGAUGGAAGUACAUCCCUUGGUGGCCCUGGAAAUAAUGCCAGAUUUUGGAAAUGGUAUGAUGAAAGAGAAGGUAGGACACGAGUUUUUUUGAAAGCUCUGCAGGAUAUUUAUCCUAAAGAGGAGAUCUUUGUAGGCUACUGCAAGGAUUAUUGGGUUGAUGUAGCUGAAGAAGACGUAAAACCUAAAUUGCAAAAUACGAAAAAGAUUAGCAAUUUAAAGGCUUUGCAUGAUGCACAUAUCGUCAAAGAUAAGAGAAUUAAUAAAAAGGACUUUACCAAGAGAAACAUUAGCAUUAAAACACAAAAAUAUAAGAAGGUAAAUAAUAUUUCUGAAGUUACAGAAGAUCACAUGAUUUCAAACAAACAAGAUAAAGAGGAGACAAAAUUUAGUGAAGAUAAGGUGACUAUUAUGAAUAGUAAGAAGAGAAUUAAAAGUUCUAAAUUUCAGCAACACAAGACGUCAGAAAUAGCAGAGGCAAACAAUACUGUUGAUUUGCAAAGUAAUAAUACAGACAGUGUUUCCUCAUCCCUCUGGAAUGUAGAUUUUAACUGGGAAACUUCAGAUGAUGAGUGA